Messenger RNA from Durusdinium trenchii, 939 nucleotides. The record is from the annotation of a GenBank genome assembly. NCBI's taxonomy places the organism in Eukaryota, Dinophyceae, Suessiales, Symbiodiniaceae.
AUGGCCACUUCGCAGCGACAUAGUCGUCCUUGCCUUUUGGUCCUGGUCAUAUUAGGCUGCCCAGGCUGCCCGGACUUGACGUUCAAUGUGGGAUGGCCCAGCUCUAGAGGUGGAACGUGCCGUUCCGCCGAGCCGCGGCGCCCCGGCUCGGGGCGACCGCGGCGCCGGCCGCGGCCGCCCAUGGGCCCGGUGGCGCCGGCGCGGGAGCCGACGAGUUGGUCGGAAGUUCUACAGCAAAUGGCGCCAGAGGAAAGUGAGCGAGGACGCUCCCUCCCAGUGGCCAUUGCAGUACGCAGCUGGCUCCAGCGCUUCAUCAUCGCAGAAGGUUUGUGCCCCUGGGCCGAAGCCGCUUUGACUUCGGGCGCCCUGGCUGUGGUUUGCCUCCUCGAGAGCGAUGAGAAGGCGGUGGCCCAGCGUCUUCUGCAGCACGGGCAGCUCUUGCAGCGAGCGAAGCCACCGGGCUCCCUGGGUGCCACGACGCUGGCCUUGGCGCCACGUUGCCAUGGCCUUCAGCGGCUGAAACGCUUUCAUAAGGUCUGCGACUAUUUGGACUUGAAUCUGGAUGAGACCAAGGUCCAACUGGCACCGUUCCAUCCUUUGUGGCGCUUUGAGGGUCGCCAGCUGCCUGGAGAAGGCGAUGUGCCGGAGGGUCGAGGGGAAGAUGCGGCGAACUACGUGAAUCGCUCACCCGUCCCAGCGUUUCACUUCUUAAGAGUUAAAGAAGUCACUGCAGCCGCUGCAGAUCAUCCAGCUGCAACUCAGGGAGGUCCAGAGGCGGCCAGUGCUUCAGUGGCGCUGCGGAAUGCCCUGCUGCUGCGAAAGAGGGGUGUCCAGCAUUGCAAAGAGGCCUUGAAAGCUUUUGUUUGUGGUGUGGAGAUGCUGAGUACACGAUCAUUCUUUUCGAUUCUUUUCGCACAAUAUCAGAAGAGGUUCAAGUGA